CGCCGCCGCUCCUUACCCGCCCGCCGAUUAUGGGCCGCUACGGUCCCUUCCCUACCGCCGCCGGCGAUGGCGGGGGCUGCCUACCGCUGCCGAUUGUUGCGGCCGAGGGCGCGCUCGCUGUCGUCGACGGCGCCAUUGCGACCGCCGCCUUCGUGCAGGAUAAGGAGCGGAGCAGCACGGGGCAUCUCUGCCUGAUAAUUUCGCUUAUUUCAGUUGAAACAGGAUAAGCUACAUUAAUUGUUGCGUCUCGACCCAUCUAGAAAUUCCGGCAUGAUACUUGUCCACUGUAUCGUUGCUCUGGUGUUACUUGACGUGGGAGUUUCAUAAUUUCAUCCUACUGAAAUGUGUACCUUUCUGCCCACGUCUCUGUUCGGCUGGCUGUGGCCGGUAGCUGGUGGUGCUGAUUUAUUGUCACAGAAAAGUACUUUGUUCGGCUGGUUGUGGCCGGUAGCUGGUGGUGCUGAUUUAUUGUCACAGAAAAGUACUGCUGGCUGGUGACUGAUGCUGAUUUGAUGUGAGAGAAAAACACUGCUGACUGGCUGACAAGCCAGUUGAACAGAGCCUUGUAUUCAGUGUCACUGUUAUGUAUGUAUAGAGAUUACCAUUUCUGACAAGUUGCCAAUGCAAAAUUAUUUAUUUAAAAAUUAACUUCCCAAGCACUUCAGUAGGAUCUCUAUGCUUUGUAAUGUGCAGCUGGCAAGAAUUCACAGGCACAAUCAGCUACAGGGAUGGACUCGGCAAAAGAUAUUCCAUUUAAUGAUUGGCCUAUCAAACAUAGUAUUCCUACUGUAUUUCGUGUCUACCAUCAUUGCUACUUGUCAGAGAUGGAUUUGCUGGGUGCAUGGAUGUGGAUUUGUUCUCAUGGCUAGUCCACAGAUAUUGCUUCUUGCUUCUUUUCUACUGCUACUAUCAUUCUGGGUUGACCUGUGUCAUCAGACAAAUGAUGAAGAUGAAGAGGAUGUACGGAGUCACCGUGAAGCUUUACUAGACAGAACAAAAACUAAACCUGGCAUCCAUCCUGUUAAUAUCAGUCGGAGGUGUUGUCCGGAAAUACAGCUUGGAAGCCGGCAAAAAUUUGUGAUUUUGGUGCUUAUACUGUCAUUUGUUGUGACGUUCGCCUUUGCCAUCCUCAUAUGGGUUGGUAGAGGAGAAAACCCUAUUGAUUCGUCUCUGUUGAAAAGGGUGCAACUUUAUUUCUUUAUGGAUGGCCAGCGUUUUAUUUUGCAGGUUUAUUUGGAUGUAUUUUCAGUAGUAGUUCUUGUACUCGGUGGUGCUCUGGCAUGUUAUGGUGCACUGUUAUUCUCGAAGAUGAGCAAAGUUCGUUCCGAAACUGUAUCAACCGAGAAGUGGAAGGUUGCCAGUUUAGCUGCCGUCUCACUGAUUUGUUUUUCGUUUUCUGCUAUACUAGCACUUGUGACUAAUGUUCCAGUGCUUUUGUAUUGGUACUCAACAGAUGCAGACAUCAUCUACAAUGCAAUUAUUUUGUUUGUAUAUUACUUCAUAGGUUCGUCAGUUCCAUCAGGGUUUGUUUUAUGGAUCAUGAGAGAUUUGCCUCAUCGUCAGGUGGUAGAAAGGCCCACAGAAUCGAGAGUGGUUACUAUGUUCAGGGAAAGACCAUCUACUACACAGGAUCCGCAGUGGAGAACAGCUGUUACAUCCUCAAACAAGGCCCUCAAAUCAAGCCCGAUUUAACAAGACUUAGCAUUGAUGCUGAAUAGUGAAAUCACUCUCAAUGCUGAACCUUCCAGUCUCCUAAUGUGCUGGAAGAACAUCAAUGGCGCACUGGCGUCCACUACUGUGACAAUUGGUGAGUGGAAGGCGAAUCAGUAAUUCCUGCUUCAUCGUGACUGCAGUCAUCAGGCAGGAUGCACAGUGCAAGUUACAGAGUUGGUGGGGUGGGGUGGGGUGGGGGGCUUUGAAUAAUUAACAAAUGUAAAUAGCCUUACAAAUGAGAGUGUUCAUGGUUAGGCUGUAGUUUCGCCUUUGAGAUUUACCGUGCCUUUCCCUUUGGUUUUCAUGUACCUCAUUUAGUUUUUUGAAAGUAACAAGACACUACUGAUAAAGGUUAUUAUGCCCAAUGAUAAUUACUUGCCAAAAUUUAUCCUUAGGAGGUUUCAA
Molecule: messenger RNA, 2118 nt
Organism: Panicum virgatum (switchgrass)
Lineage: Eukaryota; Viridiplantae; Streptophyta; Magnoliopsida; Poales; Poaceae
Product: tobamovirus multiplication protein 1-like
Exons: 13
Coding region: 676-1692 (338 amino acids)
Source: RefSeq, a predicted model, not a curated record